AUGCGUUUCACUAUUGCUACCGCUAUUCUCUCAUCUGCCGCUAUGGUCGUUGCAAUUCCUACCACGGAAUCAACACUUUUCGGUCGAAGUGGAGGCCAAACUUGUGCUCAAGGACAAACCCUUCAAUGUUGUCAAUCUGUUACUGCAGCAGGCGAUGGAAUCCUAGGCAACUUGUUGGGCUUGAACUGCGCUGACAUCCCAAUUCCAAUUCUUGGUGUUAUUCUUGGAGGCAAAUGCAACUCAGCACCAGUCUGCUGCAACGUUAACGGUGGAGAUACCAGCGGAGGAAUCAAUAUUCUCACCAACAGCUGCGUUGCCGUUCCUAUCGUUAUCUAG
Sclerotinia sclerotiorum 1980 UF-70 is the source of this 336-nucleotide messenger RNA. RefSeq lists its product with no specific name. Gene Ontology annotation, molecular function: structural constituent of cell wall. Gene Ontology annotation, cellular component: fungal-type cell wall. The record is from RefSeq and is a predicted model, not a curated record. NCBI's taxonomy places the organism in Eukaryota, Fungi, Ascomycota, Leotiomycetes, Helotiales, Sclerotiniaceae. Bases 1 to 336 code for a protein of 111 amino acids. The transcript is spliced from 3 exons.